Gregarina niphandrodes is the source of this 576-nucleotide messenger RNA. RefSeq lists its product as hypothetical. Bases 1 to 576 code for a protein of 191 amino acids. The transcript has a single exon. The record is from RefSeq and is a predicted model, not a curated record. Lineage: Eukaryota; Apicomplexa; Conoidasida; Eugregarinorida; Gregarinidae.
AUGACUGCGCCCGGUGACGGUGACUUGGAGGCUGUGUGCCUUGUGAACGGUGGACUUCGGGUGGUAUGCUCCUGCUCUUCCGAGGGCCUCGCCGUUUACGACCCGAAUGACUUGGAAGACGCCAAAAACAAGAUAGGUGGCCUCGCGUUUUCUCUGCACACGUGUGUGGCCUUAGGGGAUGACUUUGUAAUCACCGCCGGCGAGACGGGUCAAGUCCUAGUAGCCCAAGUCUCCUCGCUGCGAUGGAUCGGCGUCUUUGACGAACUCAACAUUGCACCACCCACCACAACUGGCGAGCCAGAGAAAAAACAAGUUGCUGCACCAGAGCCACAAGGUAUCGCUGCCAACGACGUUAUGGCUCUGGAUGAUGCAUCAUCGGAAGAGGAUGAAGAACUCAGCAGAAAGCUACUAUCCGUAGACUCCAUUGUCGUUGACCGGGCUAAGACCGUCGCGGCAUUUAUUGACAAUUGCUACGGCCUCGUAAUCUUCAGACAUCUUGAUGCAGCCUUCCGCAUCAUCCAAGGUGUGGAUGUGGGAAAGAGAACCAAUUAUGCGGAGUUCAUGGACGAGCUCUGA